Vicia faba (fava bean) is the source of this 4086-nucleotide messenger RNA. NCBI's taxonomy places the organism in Eukaryota, Viridiplantae, Streptophyta, Magnoliopsida, Fabales, Fabaceae. The record is from the annotation of a GenBank genome assembly.
AUGAGUGAGAAUCAAACAAGUUUGGUUUUCGUUAUCAAUGGCGAAAAGUUUGAGCUAUCCAGCGUUGAUUCAUCAACCACUUUGCUUGAGUUCUUGCGUACUCAAACUCGAUUCAAGAGUGUUAAACUCGGUUGCGGUGAAGGUGGUUGUGGUGCUUGUGUAGUUAUAAUAUCCAAGUAUGAUCCUUUGCUUGACAGAGUUGAAGAUUUCACCGCUAGCUCUUGUCUCACACUACUUUGUAGCAUACAUGGAUGCUCAAUAACAACAAGUGAAGGCAUUGGAAAUAGCAAACAAGGAUUCCAUCCAAUUCAUGAAAGAUUUGCUGGAUUCCAUGCUUCUCAAUGUGGCUUUUGUACUCCUGGAAUGUGUGUUUCCCUCUUUGGGGCUCUUGUCAAUGCUGAAAAGAAUAAUUGUCCAGAGCCACCUUCUGGAUUCUCCAAAGUUACUGGUUUUGAGGCUGAAAAGGCUAUUGCAGGGAACCUUUGUCGCUGCACUGGUUACCGGCCAAUUGCUGAUGCCUGCAAAAGUUUCGCAGCUGAUGUUGAUAUGGAGGAUUUAGGGUUGAACUCUUUCUGGAGAAAGGGAGAGAGCAAGGACUUGAAGAUUAGUAGGUUGCCUCAAUAUGACAGUCAUCACAAGAACAUCAAAUUUCCUUUGUUUCUGAAGGAUAUUAAACAUGAUUUGUUGUUGGCUUCUAAGGGAAACAGUUGGCACAAACCUACUAGUUUAGAGGAGCUUCAGAACUUAUUGAAAUUAAAUCAUGCCAAUGGAACCAGGAUAAAAGUUGUUGCUAAUAAUACUGGUAUGGGAUAUUACAAAGAUAAAGAACGAUAUGAUAAGUAUAUUGAUCUAAUGGGCAUUUCUGAGCUCUCAAAGAUCAGAAAGGAUCAAUGGGGGGUUGAAAUUGGAGCAGCAGUGACCAUAUCUAAAGCUAUUGAAGUACUAAAGCAGCAAAGCAAGAGUGACUUUAUCUCCGACUUUGUAAUGAUACUUGAAAAGAUUGCUGACCAUAUUGGAAAAGUUGCUUCGGGGUUUAUUCGAAACACGGCCAGUGUAGGUGGAAAUUUAAUUAUGGCACAAAAGAACAAUUUUCCCUCAGAUAUUGCUACUGUACUUCUUGCUGUGGAUUCGAUGGUUCAUAUAAUGAGUGGCACACAGUUUGAAUGGCUAACAUUGGAGGAAUUUUUGGAAAGACCGCCAUUAAGUUUGGAAAGUGUACUUUUAAGUAUUAAAAUUCCAAGUUUGGAAACUAUUAGAAGUACAUCUUCAGAAAAAAGAAGUAGAUUCUACUUUGAAACUUACCGAGCUUCUCCUAGACCGCUUGGAAACGCCCUUCCAUACUUAAAUGCCGCUUUCCUUGUUGAGGUGUCUCCUAGCAAGGAUUCUGGUGGAUUCAUGAUAGACACUUGUAGGCUGUCUUUUGGUGCUUAUGGGAAUGAGCAUGCAAUCAGAGCAAAAAAUGUUGAGGAAUUUUUAACAGGAAAGAUGUUAAGUUUUAGCAUUCUGUAUGAAGCCAUCAACUUGCUUACAUCCACUAUUGUACCUAAAGAUGAAAACUCAAAAACUGUAUACCGUUCAAGUUUGGCAGCUAGUUUUGUUUUUCAGUUCUUUAACCUUCUAAUUGAAAUUUCUGCGGGAGCAACCAACUUCUCAAAUGGAUAUUCUAAUAUUCCAAUUGUGAAGGAUUUUGAUCUAAAAGAGAAGCAGGUUCAUCAUGACAAAACUCCAACUUUAUUGUCAUCUGGGAAGCAAGUCCUUGAAGCAGGAAAUGAAUAUCACCCCAUUGGAAAAUCAAUCACUAAAUCAGGAGCUGCGCUACAAGCUUCAGGUGAGGCUGUGUUUGUAGAUGACAUUCCUUCGCCGCCAAAUUGCCUACAUGGAGCAUAUAUAUAUAGUUCAAAACCUUUGGCAAGGGUAAGGAGUAUAAAACUCAGCUCUGAAUUGCUGCUGGAUGGAGUAAGAGAUGUCAUUUCAAGUAAAGACAUUCCCAGUGGUGGGGAAAACAUUGGAGCUAAGACAGUAUUUGGCUCAGAACCUUUAUUUGCAGAAGAGAUAGCCAGGUGUGUUGGCGAUCGUCUGGCCUUUGUGGUUGCAGAUAGUCAGAAACUUGCAGAUAUGGCAGCAAACUCUACCAUUGUCAAUUAUGAUACUGAAAAUCUUGAACCACCUAUUCUAUCUGUUGAAGAUGCCGUUAAAAGAUCAAGCUUUUUUGAAGUUCCUCCUUUUAUCUACCCAAAACAUGUUGGUGAUAUAUCAAAAGGAAUGGCUGAAGCUGAUCACAAGAUUCUUUCUGCCGAGUUGAAACUAGGAUCUCAAUACUAUUUCUAUAUGGAGACACAAACUGCACUUGCUGUGCCGGACGAAGACAAUUGCAUUACAGUUUACUCUUCAAGUCAAUGCCCUGAGUUUACUCAUUCUACUAUAGCAAGAUGCCUUGGUAUUCCUGAAAGUAAUGUACGAGUAAUUACAAGAAGGGUUGGGGGAGGUUUUGGAGGAAAGGCCAUAAAAGCAAUAUCUACUGCUACAUCUUGUGCACUCGCAGCACAGAAAUUAUGUCGCCCUGUCAGGAUGUAUAUGAAUCGAAAGACCGAUAUGAUAUUGGCUGGAGGAAGGCAUCCCAUGAAGAUUACAUACAAUGUCGGGUUUAAGAAUGAUGGGAAAAUUACUGCAUUUGAGCUUGAGAUAUUGGUCAAUGCUGGUAUAUAUAUGGAUAUAAGUGCAACAAUGCCACAUAACAUAGUUGGUGCACUAAAAAAGUAUGACUGGGGUGCAUUAUCUUUUGAUAUAAAGAUAUGCCGAACAAAUCUUCCUAGUAGAUCUGCAAUGAGGGGCCCUGGAGAACUGCAGGGAUCAUUUAUUGCUGAACAUGUUAUAGAAAAUGUUGCAGCUACACUUUCAAUGGAUGUAGAUUCUGUCAGAAGCAUAAAUCUUCACACACAUAAAAGUCUUCAGUCAUUCUAUGAUCAUUGUUGUGGCGAACCUUUUGAGUAUACAUUGCCUUCAAUAUGGAGUAAGUUAGCUGUUUCUGCUAAUUAUGAACAAAGAACCGAAAUGGUGAAAGAGUUUAACAGAAUUAGUAUAUGGAGAAAAAGGGGAAUUUCCCGAGUACCAGUUGUGUAUCAACUGUCUCUAAGACCAACUCCUGGAAAAGUAAGUAUUUUGUUGGAUGGGUCUGUUGUUGUUGAAGUUGGAGGAAUUGAACUGGGUCAGGGUCUAUGGACAAAGGUGAAACAGAUGGCUGCAUUUGCCCUCGGUACAAUUCAAUGUGAUGAAACUGAAAAUCUCUUGGAUAAAAUAAGGGUUCUACAAGCUGAUACAGUGAGCUUGACUCAAGGGGGGUUCACUGCUGGGAGCACCACAUCAGAGACAUGCUGUGAAGCAGUUAGGCUUAGCUGUGAUACCUUGGUUGAGAGGUUGAAGCCUCUCAAGGAAAAGCUGCAGAAAGAAAUGGGCUCUAUCAAGUGGGAGACACUUAUUCUUCAGGCAUACAUGCAAUCUGUAAACUUAUCAGCAUCUUCACUUUACGUACCCAGCAAUAACUCGACAAUGUACCUUAAUUAUGGUGCUGCAGUAAGUGAGGUGGAAAUAGAUCUUCUGACCGGAGGAACCAGGUUCCUUCAAACAGAUAUCAUCUAUGAUUGUGGACAAAGUCUCAAUCCUGCUGUGGAUUUAGGACAGAUUGAAGGAGCUUUUGUCCAGGGAUUGGGGUUCUUCAUGCUUGAAGAAUAUGAAACAGACCUUAAUGGUAUGUCGUUGGCAGACGGCACUUGGAACUACAAAAUCCCUACAGUAGACACUAUCCCUCAACAGUUUAAUGUUCAAAUUCUCAACAGUGGGCAUCACCAGCACCGCGUGCUUUCCUCAAAGGCUUCUGGCGAGCCACCCCUGCUUCUAGCAGCUUCGGUUCACUGUGCCACAAGAGCAGCUAUCAAAGAAGCAAGGAAACAGCUUCUUUCAUGGAGCGACAUGGAUGAAUCAGAUUCAACAUUUCACUUGGGGGUCCCUGCAACCAUGCCUGUGGUAAAGGAACUUAGUGGACUAGACGUUGUAGAAAGAUACUUAAAAUGGAAGACGGGCAUGGCAUAG